This is a messenger RNA of Oryzias latipes (Japanese medaka), 4961 nucleotides long. RefSeq names its product adaptor related protein complex 4 subunit epsilon 1 (gene ap4e1). Gene Ontology annotation, biological process: vesicle-mediated transport; intracellular protein transport. NCBI's taxonomy places the organism in Eukaryota, Metazoa, Chordata, Actinopteri, Beloniformes, Adrianichthyidae. Gene Ontology annotation, cellular component: AP-4 adaptor complex; membrane coat. The record is from RefSeq and is a predicted model, not a curated record.
ACUAAAGCGGAAGUGACGUCUUGCUUAUUCAAAAAUAAUAGUCGACCUGCUAUGUAGCUUUUUGGUCUUAUAAACUUUUAAAAAUGCUCUACGGGUUUAUUGAAAAAAAUACGUUUGAGACGUGAUAGUAAUUUUAAAAACAAUCCUUGUUGGGGAUAAUCCACCUGCAAAGCCACAGUUUUGCUGACAAAAUGAGCGACGUUGUGGAGAAAACGCUGACAGCUCUGCCCAGUCUUCUUUCUUUAGACUCGCAGCCUGGCUCUGCAAAACUGUCUUCCACUGCCAAACUUGGAAAUCUCAUCAGAGGAAUUACCGAGCUGACCUCCAAACACGAAGAAGAGAAACUUAUUCAGCAUGAACUGGCAUCUAUCAAAGAACAGGUGUCGUCUCCAAACACAACAAUGAGACAGAUGAGGGAGCUGAUGGUGAGGGCAGUCUACUGUGAAAUGCUGGGCUAUGAGGCUUCGUUCAGCUAUAUUCAUGCCAUUAAGCUGGCUCAACAAGGCAAUGUUCUGGAGAAAAGAGUUGGUUAUCUUGCUGUUUCCUUGUUUCUGAAUGAAAGUCAUGAACUUCUUCUUCUACUUGUAAAUACGGUCUUAAAGGAUCUUCAGAGUACAAACCUCAUUGAGGUGUGUAUGGCUCUCACUGUUGUCUGCCAAAUAUUUCCUAAAGAUAUGAUCCCUGCAAUCCUUCCUAUAGUGGAAGAAAAACUUAAUCAUCCAAAAGAAAUUAUUCGAAGGAAAGCUGUCCUGGCUCUGCAUAAAUUCCACCUGAUUGCACCAAAUCAAGUUCAGCACAUCCACAACAAGUUCCGUAAAGCUCUGUGUGACAAGGACCCCGGCGUGAUGACAGCUUCACUUCACAUCUACUUACAGCUCAUCCAGGAGAAUGCAGAAGCUUAUAAAGACUUGACAGCCAGUUUUGUCACCAUACUGAAGCAGGUUGUAGGAGGAAAGCUACCCAUGGAUUUCAACUACCACAGUGUUCCUGCGCCAUGGCUUCAAAUCCAGCUUUUAAGAAUUCUCUCAUUACUUGGAAAAAAUGACCAGAGAACAAGUGAGGUCAUGUAUGAAGUCCUGGAUGAGUCUUUGCGAAGAGCAGAGAUGAACCACAACAUCACCUAUGCAAUUUUAUAUGAAGGUGUAAAAUGUGUUUACACAAUCCAUCCUAAAUCUGAACUGUUGGAAAAGGCGGCAAAGUGCAUUGGCAACUUUGUUCUGUCACCAAAGAUUAACCUCAAGUAUUUAGGCCUAAAAGCCCUCACCUAUGUGGUCCAGCAGGAUCCAAAACUUGCUCUGCAGCAUCAAAUGACUAUUAUCGAAUGCCUUGAUCACUCUGAUGUCAUUAUCAAACGAGAGACGCUGGAGUUGCUCUUUCGGAUCACGAAUGCCCAGAAUGUCACAGUCAUUGUGGAGAAGAUGCUGGAUUUUCUGCGGCUCAGUAAAGACGAUCACACGACUAUAGACAUUGUGGGGAAGGUUGCAGAACUUGCAGAAAAGUAUGCUCCGGACAAUGAAUGGUUCAUCCAGACCAUGAAUGCAGUGUUCUCACUUGGGGGAGACAUGAUGCAGCCUGAAAUCCCAAAUGGUUUCCUUAAACUGCUGUCUGAGGGGUUUGACAGCGAGGAGGAAGACAGAAAGUUGAGGCUGUUUGCUGUGAGUUCUUACGUUUCUCUGCUGCAGGGCGAGCCCAGCAAACUGCCCCAGCGUUUCCUUCAAGUCAUCUGCUGGGUCCUGGGGGAAUACUCUUUCUUGAAGGAGGAUCUUGAGCCAUCUGUGGUCCUCGGUUUACUGACCAAGCUGCUGGACAUGAAGAGCAGCAGCAGCGAAACCAAGAGCUGGGUGUUGGUGGCAAUAACCAAGCUCUGCUGGAGUGAAGCCGCCGUCUCUGAAGCUCAGCAGGUUGCGGAAACGUACAGCAGCUCUUUCGACACAACGCUCAGACAAAGAGCGCAGGAGCUGCAGCACCUCAGCAGAGAUUCUCAACUACACUCCAGAGUUUUACCUCCAGGGGGCAGCCUGGAGCCAGAGGAGGUAGAUUCCUCUCUUUCCUUUCUGGAUGGAUUUGUGUCGGGGGCGUUGUCUGCAGGCGCUGCUCCCUAUAAACCUCUGCAUCAAAGGCAGGAGGAGCUCUCGCGUUCAAAAGUGCUGAGCCUGGAGCCCUAUGGGCUGUCUCUGCCUAUCAGCACAUCCUCCUGCAGCAUGACAGACAGACAGUCUCCAACACUGCUGUCCACCAGCUCCGGUCUGUCAGGAGACGGCACAGACUUCUCUCACAGAGGAAGCUCUACAACUUUAAGGCUGGAUGGUGUGAAGAGGGUCUGGGGGAGGGAGGGAUAUCUGGCCCAGAAGGAGCCUGUUGAGGAAGUAGCUCAGGUUGAGGUUCCCAGUCCACUGCAAUCUCCCAGCCAGCAGGGAGAUGCUAACAGCUGUCGCAGCAAGACGCCAACUCCAAUGCCCAACCCUGAAUGUGACCAAGAGAAACAGCAGCUUGCCUCCUCGCUUUUCGGUGGACUUUCUUCUCAGAGCUCUGUGUGUCUGAUGGAAAAAUCUGAGCCAGAUAUCCAGCGGUUUAGAAGGAAAGCCAAAGGUCAGCGUUCUUCCUCCACUACAAACGAGCAAAGAGCCAAUCCGACUGUCUCCUCUGCCAGUGCUGUGGAUAACUUGCUGUGUAACAACCUCCUAGAGGCUGACACGGAACCAAUCAAUUCUUCAGCCAAGCAGACAUUUCAGCAUCCUCACAGCCUCUCUGUUGCAAAUGGUGCUUGUGAUGCAGAAGCGAUUUUAACUGAUGGUGAUCCGAAGGAAAGAGACCAGCUUCUCAGCUCGGAGGACUCCGUGGAAGCAGACGAUUGCCCUCCACGUGAAGACCAAAAAAGAUCUAAAGACUUCUGUCUCACAUCUUACCUCCCCGCAGAACUCUCUGGGUUUUCACACUCAGAAAUAAUUCCCUUGUGUUCCAGCCAAAGCCUGGAUCUUUCUGCCUGUCAUGUGCAAACAGACAAUUCUGUAGUUUUGGUUGUUUUUAUUACAAAGACCUCAGAAGAUGCCAAUCUGCAGAUACAAGUGUUAAGUGAGGAACUUGAAGUGCUCUGUGUGUGUGAAAGUCCUGUGGAGGAAGUUAGAGGCCGUAGUGUUUCAGUGCGUCAAUAUUCUUUAACCGUAAAAAUGCCUCUGGUUCACUUUGAGCUGGUCGGGAUGUUGUCUUACUCCAUACCUGCUGGGAUGCCGCAGGCGAUGAUGCAGUUUUCAUACAAACUCCCUCUAACUAGCUUCAUCAGACCUUUGACGGUAUCCACUGAGGAAUAUGGGUCCAUGUGGCUGGCCUUCUCCCAUGACACGAAACAGAACUUGACACUGAUAAAAGAGGAGCGGGAGCCCCUCACUGCCACUCUGAAUGCACUGAACAAGAAGCUCUCGCUUCAUGUUGUAGAAAUCAUAGGUGUGGAGGGUUUGGUAGCUUGCAGCCUCCUGCAAGAUCAGCCGUGUCUCAUGCACUGCCGUGUGCACGCCGGCAGGCUGGCUGUGUGGCUGCGCUCUCCGGUUGCAGACCUGCCCGACUGCCUGCUUUACCACUGCCAAAGAGCUUUGCAGGAAUCCUGACCCCAUCCUCCAGCUGCAACACCAGGGUUCACUGCAGCAAGCAGGGACAGCGCCACGCCCUCGGCCCACAGAAAGGAAAGCACCAAUGAAGGAACACUUCCUUGAUCUUGAGUUAUUGAGAAGCUUGUAGUUCUAAUAUCUCUUCAUAUAAUAUUGGUUGAUAAUUUAAAAAAACUGUAGAAAAUAACAUCUUUAGCAGAUAAUAAGCUCAGGGCUGAAAAGAAAAAAUAAAACAUGUUUUUUUUGUCCGAAAUAGAAAAUAAGCCUUCAAAUGCAUUUCAAGGCUGACUUUGAUUUUAUUUUUAUAUUUAUUUUUUCUGUCAUUUCUAGUAUUUGUUUCUGUUCACUUGUCACUUUUUUUUCUUAAAAACAUAUUGAAAAGAUGACGGGUUUUACAAAGUUUACUCCUACUUUGUUCCUAAUUUACAAACUAACAAAAAAAUACAUUUUUAAUUAUUUAAUUUAAAACUCUGUUUAGAUUCAGGACUACAGCACUACAGCUACACAUGUUUUACAUAAGUGUAUAAUUGUAAAUAUAAAUAUAUAUAAUAUAAAUCUAUUUUCACCAGGAUUUUUAUAAACGAUCUAAAAAAAAAUUUCUGAUUUGUAUUGGAACCUCCUGAAUGAAUGAAGAACCACUAGUAUCACUGUUUUGUUAUUUUUUUUUUAAUUUAUAAAUGUGCUUUAAACAGGUGACAAUGAAAUUAUGACUAUUACAUUACAUAAAUGGUAAUACUUUUUUUUAACCAGUGUGUCUUGCAUCAAACUUGUUUGUCUGAAUCUUCUGACCUUAAAACCUUUAGACCUGCUGUGUUUUUUGAUGAUGCAAUGCAAAGGAAAAAGGUUCUAUUAAAAAAAAAAAAAAGUUUGCAUUAUCAUCACUCUACAUUUAAGGAAACAUGUGUCUUAAAGACAGCAGUCAUGUUUUCAUUACAUUUCUUUCUUUCGUGAUAUUACAUUUUUGCAGGUGUUACCUCAUGUGUAACAGGGUUUUGUAUGCAUUCUUUUGGGCUGUUAUGUCUUAAUGUCAUGUUUUCAUUCAUCUGUUUUUGUAUCAAUAUAGUAUUGAAGCAUGCUUCUUAGGUUUGUGCUCAGGUUUGUUUGGCACAUAGAUUUAUGUCUUAGCCUGGGUUCAUUCAUGCAGCCUAAAGGGAAAGUUUGUUUAAUUUUUCUAAAUUGAAGCGUAAUGCUUAAAGCUCUUAACAAACUUUUAACCUUAUGCCUUAUGUUUUAAUACCAAGAUGGUAUACUUGAGCUGUGCCUGUGGCACAGAGAGGAGUUCUUGUCUUGUUGGUGUGCCUAUCAAUACCUUCUGCAAAAUGUACUAAUAAAUGUAAAAUUUAAAAAUUACCUUGAAAA